AUGCCCGGGGAAGUGGAACCCAAGGCAUCUCAGCAAUCGCCGUGUACGCCACUGCAAGUAUCAUUGCUCGCGACGAGGCCGGAGCCAUCUGGUAGUCUUCACCCCAAAAUUGCCGAGUUCAUUCACAACCCAAUGCUUGCCAUUGAAAACCUGGACAUGAUGAAAGCCACGGAAACGCCUCUGCCUCCAGGCGAGGAUGCGAAUUUACUGCAGGAUGUGCAGGAGCUACGCCGCCGUGUGAGCAUGAUGCAGGAAGAGGUGCACGCGCAGCGGCGCGCACAGACGGAGCUGGAGGCCCAAAUAAACUCCGGGAAGGAGGAAGUGCUAACGCAGCUUUAUUCGGAUUUAUCACCACCACCGCACACACCACAUGCGGUAACAGGGAAUACAUCGGAGGGUGAUGUAAAGGCAGACAGGCUACUCGUGUCUGUGCGUGACGAGUUUCUCUACCAGGUACGCAAGCUGGAGGGGCAGACGGCUUUGUGCCGAUUAAAUAACGCUGCAAAGGAGGAAGCACUCCGCACCCUCUACGCCGGGAUUCUCAUGGAAGAAGAGAAGCAGAAGGAGUGUGGCGCCGAACUCCAGGCCGCGGAGGAGGUAUGCAAUACACUGCGGCUGAAGGUUCAGGAGGCUCAGCAGCGCGUGUUGGAUUACCGAAGGCGUGAGGCGUUUGUCUCCACCGCCGAGGGGAAGUAUUUGGAGCAGAUGGAGAGCAUUUACAGUUUGCGAGAGGAGCUGCGGGCGUGCGGAUUGCGUCUUCCUGUGCUUGAGGCAGGAGGCGACGUGCCUGGAGCGUGCAUCCCGACAUUUAAUCGAUUUUGUUGGGAGCAGCACUGCGUCAGGCGAUCACGUGCAGCGAAGCCACCACCUUUUCCGGAGAUGGAGAGUGCUUGUUUUGAGAGGAAACCCACUGAGAGGGAUGCAAAAGAGGAGGAGGACAACCCUAAUGCCACUGUAUUACGUGUGUUUGCUUUUCCUCCAGGCAUUCUACGCGUGUUACACCGGACGAUGCACAGUGAGACGCACGAAGGCGCCGAGUGUGGUGGGCACCUUCGUAGCGACGUCGGAAACUUGCCCGUGGGGGAGAGGAAGAGCGGGAGUGGUGGCUUGCGCCAGCGCGCGCGGGCGCUCGGCCUCAGCCUGCAGUACCAGCAGCACGUGGAGGCCAAUCCAUAUCUUUCCCGUUACCCUGCAGCGGGAAACAGGGACGGAUGCGAGAAAGGAGCCAACGCUGUGACAAACGGGGUGGGAGUUGUCAUUCGCGGUCCAUGGCGGGCUGUCGAGCAGUUUCAGCGGGAGCUUGAGGCUGCUGUGGCGGCGUUGAAGUCGUCUGACGGGGAAGAGGUGUGUUUUCACAACCUCACCUCACCGAGUGGAGAGAAACGAGGCAUCUUCGCUGAUCCCACGUACGUUGGCGGGGCAGCUUCAGGCUCACGCUUCCGUCACUGUGAUGAGCAUCCCGUGGCGCCGUGGAAAGCGGCAGCAGAGCUGGCACAGAUCCACGCCGCAGAACUUUCACCGCGCCUUGAGGAGGGCAGCGGUGACGCUGAGGAUUGA
Molecule: messenger RNA, 1557 nt
Organism: Trypanosoma rangeli
Lineage: Eukaryota; Euglenozoa; Kinetoplastea; Trypanosomatida; Trypanosomatidae
Exons: 1
Coding region: 1-1557 (518 amino acids)
Source: RefSeq, a predicted model, not a curated record